Messenger RNA from Bombus terrestris (buff-tailed bumblebee), 2260 nucleotides. RefSeq names its product epsilon-sarcoglycan (gene Scgalpha). Gene Ontology annotation, cellular component: sarcoglycan complex. The transcript has 11 exons. The coding region runs from base 533 to 1774 and encodes 413 amino acids. The record is from RefSeq and is a predicted model, not a curated record. Lineage: Eukaryota; Metazoa; Arthropoda; Insecta; Hymenoptera; Apidae.
AAUACACAUUAUUAAUCGAAUAACGCGAGGCUCGUUCGCGCACCAGAGGGAAAAGUUGUGUGUGCGGUAAAUAUAUCCCUCUAUCGGCCAGAGCGAAACCACGCCUACUGCAGACGUCAAUAGGCAGUGCCGUAACGGAUCUCGAAUGCCGUUCGAAUGCAUGCAUAGAACAGAGAACCAACGUCAGAAGACGAAUCGAGGCGCGUUCGUCGUAUCAACGAAGCGUGUGCGUUUAACUACGAAGAAGAAACGAAGUCAGGAGAACGGAGAAAGAGCAGACGUUCAGUUAAUUACCGCUCGGCGUGUGGUGUUCCCAGCAAUUAUCAUACGAACACAGACUUAGAACAAAAGCAGUGUGUCGCAGCGUACGAUUCGGUUUUCGACCUGACGCUGCACUUGCAUCGCGUUAACCUGCUCGUCGACAGUGCGUGACGCCCGCUCCGCUAGAGUAUCAACACCGCGAGGCGGCAGCCAGUUUACGUCCCGUAAGCCGAUCUGCCGCGCCGUCAGCGUGCUCCCCUCUUGUACGGCCAUGGUCAUGCUAUCGUUCGUAGUAGCGUUGUCGUUGAUGACGGCCUUCGCGAACGCCGAGAGCAUCUUAAUGACAGAGGUGUUCGUCAUUCCGAUCAGACCGGAGACUUUCGACUGGAGCGGCGACGCACGAACCGACCAGUUUUCGUAUCAGCCCUCGUUGCUAAAUGCGCCUGAUCUUCCUUCCUGGAUUCAUUACACGUACAGCAAAAGGGAUCAUCACGGCUUCUUGUACGGUGUCGCACCCAAGGAUCGCAAAUAUUUCCAGCUGGAGAUCGUAGGUCUGAACAAACACACCUACGAAACCAGAUAUAAGGUUCUGGAUAUGAACGUCCUUGAAAAGGAAAACCUGACCAAGUACGAGGUCCAUUUAAAGAUCGAUAAUUUAAACGUGGAGGACAUGUUCGACCGCAAUAGAACCGAAGAGCUCCUCGAUAUAUUUAGGUUUGUCGAUAAAACUCAAGGAAAGACGAGGCCUCGAAAGAGGUUAUGGAAAAACGCGAUGGACUUGUACGUCACUUUUCUAGCAUCCGCCGUCGAACUCGGCGCUCGUUUGCCUCUGAAACCGAGCGAAGGUGAAGGAGUCGUCAUAAGGCUAGGAAGUUCAAUGCCAUUCUCGCAAGAGCUGAACGAACUCCAGGAAGAAGUGAAACCUCUAUGGAAAUUACCGUUUUGCCCUCGAGAUUUUAAAAGGACCAGCGUCGAGCGGCUUUUUAGAGAGGCGGAAUUUGCGCUGGAUUGGUGCUCGUUCAGACUGGUCGAGCAGGAACAACAGAGUUUGCAGCACGAAAGCGCGAGACGAGGACCGAGCAUGAACGUGUUGGAUUUACCAGCGUCUGGUAUUUCCGAGCACACGGAGUGGCGUUGGGCCAGGUCAACCAAAGCUAAUAUUCCCACGAGAAGUUACUUCGAAGAAAUUGCAACCACGAUCUUCGUCCCGGCGAUCCUGCUGCUUGUAUUGGCCGCUUUAUUGAGCACGGUGCUGUGCCUCGACAGAGAAAAAAUCGAAAAAAGGGAAACUUCGACGGGAGAAGGAGUUAGCAACAACAACAUACAAAUGGUCCAGUACGCUGCCAUCGAAAGGGGUACCUUAAAAUCGCUCUCUGUUCAACCAUCCAGCCCUAAUGAUUCCUUGAUACCAAGCCCUAGGAUCUCCAACGAACGUUGCAAUCCAUACAUUCGACCAAAUCCACCACCUUAUACUGGACCAAGUAAUUUAGCGGGAAUUCGGGCAGAUUUCUGACUACACGAGGAGCCAGCAAAAACGUGGUUUUGCUGAAUUAAUAACGAUUUACAAUCGUGACUACGAUGAGAAUCGCAAAAUCAUUGAAACUGGCUCCGUAUUAUCUGUUGCUUCGUAACUUGCUAUGGGUAACAUGUAUUACAUAUAUUGGUUUAAAAUUGCGUAGAUUUGAUAAAUUGCACAAAAUUACGAUAGUAACAACAUAUCUUCUAUCAUACAAAGAAAUCUCACUAUUAGUAUGGCACUAAUUAGUACAUAUGUAAACUUAAUAUUUAUUUAUGGGAAAGUAAUGUAUAUAUAUAUAUUUAAUAUUUAUAUUCAAAGUUUUAGCUAGUUUUCAUGCUAGUCAUCUUAAGUACAACGGUACUACAAGCAAUAUUAAUUGAUGAAACAUUUUAUUAACAUUUUGUUUAAUAACCCAGUCACAGAACUGCGAUAUGUACUUUCAUUCAAAAUUUUCCAUAAAAUAAAAAGAACUUGCGAAAA